Molecule: messenger RNA, 1698 nt
Organism: Halichondria panicea
Lineage: Eukaryota; Metazoa; Porifera; Demospongiae; Suberitida; Halichondriidae
Product: D-2-hydroxyglutarate dehydrogenase, mitochondrial-like
Exons: 15
Coding region: 74-1576 (500 amino acids)
Cellular component (GO): mitochondrion
Molecular function (GO): catalytic activity; FAD binding
Source: RefSeq, a predicted model, not a curated record
AAGAUCGUCUAGAUACUAGUAGUCUUCAGAGCUUGUUUUACUCAGAGUACUUUGUUUACAUCACAAAGCUGCAAUGCUGAGAAGCCUAGCUCAGAGGUGUGCUGGAUGGAGGCAGUUGUCACUGUCUCACGUGAGGAGAGUGAGUGAGGUGCCUCUUACAGCUGAGCACUACAAUGUCACCAGAGGAGACUAUGCAAAGGUAUCAGAACUGGACCUGCAGGAGUUCACCUCCAUUCUCGGCAGUGAGGGAGUGAUAACAGAUCCCCAUGAUGUGGGACCAUACAAUGUGGACUGGCUCAGAAUAGUUAGAGGUCAGAGUUCAGUAGUGCUGAGGCCUCGGACAACUGAUCAAAUCUCCAAGAUACUAUCACACUGCAAUCAGAGGAGAUUGGCUGUGGUACCACAAGGUGGCAACACUGGACUAGUGGGUGGCAGUAACCCAGUGUUUGAUGAGAUUGUACUGUCCACUUCUCUCAUGAACCAAAUCAUUAGUCUCGAUGAAACUGCUGGUAUACUGGUGUGUCAGUCUGGGUGUGUGCUGGAGCAACUGGACGGGAUGCUGGCUGAGAAGGGGCUCAUGAUGCCACUGGACUUGGGAGCUAAGGGAAGCUGUCAGAUUGGUGGUAAUGUAUCUACUAACGCUGGUGGUCUGAGACUGUUGAGGUACGGCUCACUGCGUGGAAACGUGCUCGGAGUGGAGGCUGUUCUGGCUGAUGGCACUGUGAUGGAUUGCUUGUCGACAAUGAGAAAAGACAAUACUGGUUAUGAUCUGAAGCAGCUGUUUGUCGGUGGAGAGGGCACUCUGGGGGUGAUAACAGCACUCUCUAUUCUGACUCCGCCCAAGCCCAGGUCGAUCAACGUGGCAUACAUGGGCUGUAAUGACUUUGAGCAGGUCAAGCGUGUCUACACAACAGCUAAGAGAAUGUUGGGAGAGGUCUUGUCAGCUGUUGAGUUCCUGGACUCGCACUGCCAGAGAGUAGUGGAGCAGCACUGUCACUUGCCCAACCCCAUCAGCCCCUCCCCUUUCUAUGCACUUGUGGAGACCUCCGGCUCUAACGAUGAACAUGAUAAGGAGAAACUCAAUUCGUUUUUGGAGUAUAUUAUGGAUGAGGGUAUCAUUCAGGAUGGGACUAUGGCUACAGACUUGACAAAGGUUAAAGGAUUGUGGGAGCAGAGGGAGAGAAUUGCCGAGGCUAGUGUCCGUGAAGGAGUGGCUUAUGCGUACGAUGUGUCUCUACCACUGAGCGUGUACUAUGACCUUGUGGAGGUCGUACGAGAGAGGGUCAAACAUGUGGCAAAAUGUACAAUAGGUUUUGGACAUAUUGGCGACGGUAACCUUCAUUUUGAGAUAAUCGCAGACUCCCACUCGACUGACCUACUGAAUCUGAUAGAGCCUUUUGUGUUUGACUGGACAGCCUCACACAAGGGGAGCAUAUCUGCUGAGCAUGGCUUAGGAUUCAAGAAAGCACAAUACAUCUAUCAUUCUAAAUCCUCUGUAGCUGUGGACUUUAUGAAGAACAUUAAGAAACUUUUUGAUUCCAAUAACAUUUUGAAUCCUUACAAAACUCUGCCUUAACAUGUUCUAAAUAUAAUUAUGUUAUAAUUGAGUGGGUGUUCCAGUGCAAGUAUAAGUACAUGUAAUAGUUGUAGGCACUCACUUCAGUUAAUUGUUCAUACAAAAAACAAUUUGAACACUUG